UGAGGACAUUUCCUGUUGGAUGAAGGCCUCAAAAAAGACAAAAUCACUCAGCAGCCCUGCAGCUACAAAGCUUCAGAAGGACAGAUAUCACCUCCCACCUCAUGAUGCCCUGGCACAGAUCCUACCAGAUUACCAGUACCUCGCAAAGACUGAGCUCCAAAAUGCAACCAAUCAGGAGCAGGAGAGACCCACUCAGAGGGCAGAAGCCACACAGGCCAACAAACCCAACAUAAACCACACAUAUCAAGUUCAUCAGCCACAUAUACGACCCCCUCUGCACAACUUUGAGGAUGAUCCCAACAUGGCAGAGAUCGCCAACCUCCAAACUAAGGAGGUGGAAAACUAUCGCUCAGCCAUGAAUAAGAUGGCAGAAGAUAUCAUAGUGCUGAGGACGCAGUUGGUGACGGUGGAAGCAGAAAACAGCCAGCUCCGCAGUGAUCUGUCUCUGCACCAGCACCUUGGCCCAGAUCUGCUGGAUGACACAGACAUUGACGUCAUGACCAAGGCUGAGAUUUCUGACCACAUAGCCUCUCUGAAAUUCAAACUGGCAAGUGAGACCAGUAAGGCGGCCUCGCAAAGGGACAGGAUCCAACAGCUGCAAAAUGAGCUGAUCAAGAAGAAUGACAGCGAGAAGCAGCUGCUUAAACUUCACAGAGCCCACCAGCAGCAGCAGCAGCAGCAGCAGCAGGAGGAGCAUCUGCAGCACCACCAGAGUCGCUUGGCAAGGAUGGCAACUUUGGAGGCCACAGUCAAACAGCAGGAAAAGGUCAUUGAGAAGAUGGAGAAAGUCUUAGAUGGCAAACUCAGAGAGAAGAACAGACAAAGUGGUGACAAAAGUCUGGCGUUGAAAAAGCACAGAGGUAAAACUGACCGCAGAACAGAAGAAAUAGAGUCGGCCCUGGCAGCAGAAAACUCUCGUCUCAGAGAAGAGCUGGACAGGAUUCGCAGGCAGCCUGCCCCCGUCAUCAUACAGCAGGCAGCGCAGAGAAAGGAAGUACUACCACUCAAGGAAAGACUGAGUUUACUGAAUAAACUAGAGAAGGCGGAGGCAAGAGUCCAAACACUGGAGGCUCAGAUGGAGGAGAACUUUAAAUUGUGGGGGAGACAGAAACAGGAUCUUUUGACCAAACUGAGCGAGCACAGGCACGGCUUCGUCCGAUCAUCCACCACAAUCCUUCAUAAUGUUUCUUCGGAGGGGGUUGUAUCAGAUUCCUUAAAUCAGCAAAGCAUACAGAGGAAGCGGAAACCUGAAAAGUGACCUGCAAAUGAACUACUGGAAAAAAACGUACAAGACAUAUUUCCUGUCAGUUGUAUUGUUUUAUUUAUUUUUUUAGGUAGUUAUUUUUUUUAUAUUUUCACAUAUUAUGGAAUAAAGAUACUGUACAUUCCAGGUUUGUCAGUAUAUUGUACACACACAGACUACACAUUUCCAUUAUUAUUCACUAAGUAAUAUACAAAACACAUAAUUAAUUUGUUCACCAGUUAUGGAUUAUCUGAGGUAACUUGUUCAUGCACAUUUCUUUUUCCUUCCUCGAGUUUUUUUCUUGCUUUCUGUCAGCGAAUCAGGUUGGAAGAUUUUACUCUGUAUUUACAGUAUAUUGUGGUACCUUGUGAAGCCCUUUACAAUUAUGUAUGAUAAAGGAUAACAAAAAUGGG
Messenger RNA from Seriola dumerili (greater amberjack), 1656 nucleotides. RefSeq names its product coiled-coil domain containing 33 (gene ccdc33). Gene Ontology annotation, cellular component: peroxisome. The record is from RefSeq and is a predicted model, not a curated record. NCBI's taxonomy places the organism in Eukaryota, Metazoa, Chordata, Actinopteri, Carangiformes, Carangidae. The transcript is spliced from 11 exons. The coding region runs from base 20 to 1258 and encodes 412 amino acids.